Messenger RNA from Branchiostoma floridae (Florida lancelet), 1219 nucleotides. RefSeq lists its product as uncharacterized. The record is from RefSeq and is a predicted model, not a curated record. NCBI's taxonomy places the organism in Eukaryota, Metazoa, Chordata, Leptocardii, Amphioxiformes, Branchiostomatidae. Gene Ontology annotation, biological process: phospholipid biosynthetic process. Bases 178 to 786 code for a protein of 202 amino acids. Gene Ontology annotation, cellular component: membrane. Gene Ontology annotation, molecular function: phosphotransferase activity, for other substituted phosphate groups. The transcript is spliced from 7 exons.
GUAACUUUUGUAGUUUAGCAGUACCGACGACCUCAUCCUUUGCACUUUGACCUAUUUAUGUACGGACAAAUCCGGAAGUGAGACCUGAGGUCAGUGAGGACAACAACAUUUCAUCAGGUGUAAAAUUUGCAAAAUCCUUACAAAGAUUAAAAGCUCUUUGUCAGUUAAAAUAUUCCGAUGACGACUCCGCGCUUCCAAGUACUUUGGUACGUGCCUAAUGUCAUAGGUUACAUCAGACUUACUGUGCUAUUGGCUGCUUGGCUGGCCUUUGACGUACCACUGCUGUUUAUCCCAGCGUACACAUUUUCUAUCAUCCUUGACGGUGUAGAUGGCUGGGCAGCCAGGAAACUGCAGCAAGUGUCAGCAUUUGGAGCCUGGCUGGAUGUUGCUGUGGACUGCAUAGGAAGAACUCUGCUCUGGAGUUGCCUUUAUAAGUGGGGAUUCUUCAUUGCUUGUUUGGAGUGGCUUGUGUUUGUCUGCACACACAACAUGGGGCCAGCCUGGAGGGCCACCAGUGCACCCUGGUGGGUGGAGGCAGUCAUGGCAAAAGGUUUCAAGACUCCUGCAGGAAUGUUUGCUAUUACAGGACUCCAUGUUCUGCCAUUAUGGCUGUAUGGCCACGAGGCAGGUGUGCAGCUGUACAGCUGGCACCUGCCACACACAGUCCACUACACAGCUGUCACCCUGCUGGCUGUAGGAAGAGCGUUGUGUGUUCCUGUCGAGCUGUGGUUUGUGUGGAACCAUGUCCAGUUCCUGAUCAGUGAGAAACCAGGCCCGGCCAGCUGAUGAGGAGUAGAGCAGUAAGGGGAUAUCAGAGGGUGAAGUCCUGGGCCACACAUUUUAUGCCAGAUAUGAGCCAUGUCCAUCAUAUUAUCUAUUUCCUGCCACUCCUCUGAAGUACAAAGAUUUCUCCAUGGUUAAAUACUUAUACAAAAUAUUUCCUUAUUCAUGAUCAUGUAUGCAUCCAAACUGCUUGAACAGGCUUCAUAACAAAAGACUGAGCAGCUAUUGGGUAUGUUGUACUAUGGGACAUGCAUGUACAAAUGUAUAUCAGUGCCAUGUGUAAGCUGAGCUAUUUACUUAAGGGUCUCAAUUUUUAUCAUAGAUAAAUAUCUUGCAUUCAAUGAUCAAGUAAACUUGAUGACCUCAUUGAACUGACUUGAGUUUGUCCAUUGUCUUGUUAGUUGUAAGGGUGUAAGUUGUAAUAAAGAACAAGGAA